Molecule: messenger RNA, 1365 nt
Organism: Pyricularia pennisetigena
Lineage: Eukaryota; Fungi; Ascomycota; Sordariomycetes; Magnaporthales; Pyriculariaceae
Exons: 2
Coding region: 1-1365 (454 amino acids)
Source: RefSeq, a predicted model, not a curated record
AUGGAGGACCGCAUUCCAAACCUGCUCACGCUCAUCAUCACCACCUCCCCGACACCCUCGGCCCCGGAAACCGAACUCCUCACCCAAGUCAUCGCAUCUUACCGACACCACUGUCCCCCUCUGUUGAAAUGUCGCGUCAUAGUCGUCAUGGACACCUAUGAUCACAUCAAGCCCCGCGCCCGUCUCAAGAGGGGACAGGUGACGGCCCAGGGUGCCCAAGUUUACGACGUGUACAAGGAAAACGUCAAGGAGCUGUUCUUGGCCGAGUACUGCCCAGAUCUUCCGCCUCCGGUGCCCAUGACCCAGAGCUCCGUCGAGGCCGAAUUCGGGUUUGACGGCCGAAAGAACCCGCUCGGCAGCGCCGUUUCUGUCACGGUCAGUCGCACAUGCGAUGGCAGGGUGACUUUUGUGGAGCCGGCCGAUCGCCUGGGCUUUGGGCUUGCUGUCCGCACUGCCUUGCGUCUGGCUGAAACCAGCUAUGUGUGGAUUCACCAACAUGACUGGACUCUUGUCACAGACAUACCUAUUGACGGAAUGUUGGAUGUCAUGGAGACAAACAAGGCAUCGCCAGCUGGCCUCCCUUCGACCUUGUCAUUGUCUUCCUUGUCCCUCUCCUCCACAUCAACCUCUGACGCACCAGUCACGGCGCUAGAUGCUGCAACGGUCGGCUCCCUGCCAGGCUCUCCCGCAGCAGCAGAUACCCCCAGCGGCAUCUGCGAUGAUGCCUUCACUACGGACUUGGAAUCGCCCCCUGUCAAGUACAUCUGCCUACCGUCUUGCAGACUCCUCUCUUACGCUGUCCAGGCGCACGUCACCUACCACUCGGCUCUGUUACGAUUGACACGCCAGCUCAAGCGAACGUUUGUUCCGUCGUCAUCGUCCCUGCCUCCCAUCCCCUUGACCCCGCUGUUUUUUUGGCACGAUAAGCCUCAUAUUGCCGAAGUAUCCCACUACCUCGCGCGCGUGUUCCCCACGCGCCUGUCCAUGGCCAGAGGUGCCUUCAUCGAGGACACGGUAGGGCACCGUGCCCGAGAUCAGAUGAAGCUUGGCAACUGGGCCAAGUGGGCAUGCUGGAUGUACUACCCCGACGAAGGGAAGCGGCUCUGCCUGCGUCACCUGCACGGCAGGACCUGGAGGGGCUCCGUUUUGGAACUGGAAAAAAAGGAGCAUCAUAUCACCAUGAACAUCAAGGGGAAGAGAAACCAGAAGAAGCUGGACAAGAAGAAGGAAAAGAGAGAGGCGGACCCUGCCGACGCUGAUGAUGGCCAUCACCAGGCCACUUUGACCCCUGUGCCAAUCGAGGAGCCCCUCGAAUCUGUCGAGAAUGUUGGCGGGGGACUUGUGCCGGCGACGCCAGGAUCGUAG